UUUUCUUUUUAAGAAGUAUGAAAUGAAACAAAGACGUCAAAAACCAAAUAAAUGUGAGAAGAAACCCCAAGUUUGUUAGGAACAGACCCACCUCUCCUUUCUCUCUGCCAUAUCCACCACCACCAUUACCAUUAUUUAAACACCACGCUUUCUCUCUCCUCUCUUCCUUGUUCAUUUUUCUGUGAUUGGUAGUUCAACACAUUCACACUUUCUUGGACUCUUCUUCCUUUUUUUUUUUUUUUUAAUUUAAUACUACUCGUACUAGAUAAAUUAAAGAUUCUAUUUUUUCACAUUAUAUAUAGAGUAUCAUUUCUACCAUUAUAACUUCAUCUUGCUCUUCCCGUUGUCUUCUUAAUAUCACAAUUUUACUUCAUUAAUCUCUUAUUUUCUAUUUUCAUUCCAAUUAUUGAAUACCCAUCUGGGAAUUUUGCUCAUUGUUGAUCUAAAUUUCAAUCAUGGGUGAUGCUAAUGUGGUUGAAGCCAAAGAUGGAACCAUCUCUGUGGCUUCGGCGUUUUCAGGUCACCAAGAAGCUGUACAGGAUAGAGACCACAAAUUCUUGACAAAAGCAGUUGAGGAAGCUUAUAAAGGGGUUGAAUGCGGACAUGGGGGUCCUUUUGGUGCUGUCGUUGUUUGUAAUGACGAAGUAGUUGUCAGCUGUCACAACAUGGUGUUGGAAUAUACAGACCCAACAGCACAUGCAGAGGUUACGGCUGUUAGAGAGGCAUGUAAAAAGCUCAAUCGAAUUGAGCUCGCAGAUUGCGAAAUAUAUGCAUCUUGUGAACCAUGUCCAAUGUGCUUUGGCGCUAUACAUCUUUCAAGAAUCAAGAGGUUAGUGUACGGGGCUAAAGCUGAAGCUGCCAUAGCAAUUGGUUUCGAUGAUUUUAUAGCUGAUGCAUUGAGGGGUACCGGAGUUUAUCAAAAGGCUAGUCUUGAGAUCAAAAAAGCUGACGGCAAUGGAGCUGCCAUUGCCGAGCAAGUAUUUGAGAAUACCAAGGCCAAGUUUGCCAUGUAUUGAAAUCUCCUGUUUCCAAUUUACAAGAAUAAUUACAGCAUUCACUAGAACUUUUGUUUUCUGUACAAAUUAACCCAAGAAAUGUUUCCAUUUAUCCAAAAUGUCAUUUGCUUUCA
Molecule: messenger RNA, 1129 nt
Organism: Beta vulgaris subsp. vulgaris (sugar beet)
Lineage: Eukaryota; Viridiplantae; Streptophyta; Magnoliopsida; Caryophyllales; Amaranthaceae
Product: guanosine deaminase
Exons: 5
Coding region: 456-1016 (186 amino acids)
Biological process (GO): purine nucleoside catabolic process
Molecular function (GO): guanosine deaminase activity; zinc ion binding
Source: RefSeq, a predicted model, not a curated record